AUGAGUGGCAUCCCCGGCUACAAUGGCGAGAAUGGUUUCUACAUCAUGCCAAACGGCGCCCAAGCCGGCUUGCCGAUAAACAUGACGAACCAAAUGGUCCUCACAAACUCGACUCUGAGCGUCAUCAACGAGUUCAAGCUUCUCGCCGCCAAGUCUAUGCGACAAUCGACCAUCAUCUUGUCGGCAUUCAAUGGCGCAGCGGGCCUUAUCGUCAUCAUCGGCAUCCUUGUACACUGCUACAUGGCGGCGGCCAGGAGGAGAGAAGUGAUGGCUCCCAAGAUUGCUGUGCUGCACUGCAUUCGAGGGCCAGAGCUCUACCCAUUCGUCCUCUCCAUCAGCAUCAUAUGCCAAGCAGUCAUGCUCGCAGUCGUUCAGGCGCAGGGGCUCAACGGCGUCUACCUGGCGCAGAAGUGCCCCGAACUGUCUGGUGUGGUAUGGUUGGCUUGGUUCAUCGUCCCGUACACCCAGAUGGUGCUGGGCCUCGAAGCGGCCGGCCGUGCUGUAAGAAGUUCCAACUUCAGGCCAAAGGGAAAGUUCGCUGCCUUGAAGUGCAUCGUCUUGAUCCUCGUCCUUGUUGUCGGCACAGGCAGUGUAUCAGUCAUCCUCCCAGCUCAGCCAAUCUGCUUUGCUUCCAUGCCCUGGUUUAUUGCGAGGUGGGCAGUGGGAGCGUUUGUGAUCCUCACAACUGUUACCGUCGUUCUAGCCAUCUCGGCUGUGACCCUCUUUCGUCAACUUUCGAGACAUCUCCUUAUUGAAAACGACCAACGCAUCGAAGGAUCGCGCAUGGUGUACUUCCUCGCUCUUGGAGCUGUUUCCAAUGCUUUUAUGAUUCCAUUCUUUUUCAACCUGACCUUUGGCUCAGCGGCUCAGACGGAACCUGGCAACACCCUCGCCAUGGUCGUCAUGGUUGUUGUCAAUCUCUCGGGCGUGCUCAAUGGAGCCCUUUACCUCUUCCUCCGACGCGGCAGUCUUGCGACUAUCAGCCCCCGAGGCCACCGAUUUGUGGAUGUCGAUGACCAGAUCUACAAAAUUCAAGCGCGAUCACCCCAGCAAGUCGAUUUCAACGACCACCUGAAGCAGCCUGUACCCGGCUUCGCCAACAUGAGGUGGAUGGAGAGCUCGGAUAGCUUGAACAGUAUCAAGAAGGCCCCACUUCCCACCUCUGACAACCCGCCCGCGACAUACAUCGUAGCACCAGUACACAAUGCUCAGCCCGCGGCUGUGGCUGCCCAGACCACGGCUCCAGUAUCCUACGUUGUCCCCCCGAAAGAGCCGGAGCUAGUCCAGCAACAGCAGUCGGUUGCAUAUCCCACCUAUCCUUCGAACAGGAUCGAGAGCACACAGUCGUUCGGCCUGCUCCCUUCCACGACCUAUGACCCGAACCAGGAACAGGCGGUGGUGUCUCCCGUGACACCAGGCUUCGACUUCCUGCGACCGCCGCCAAGUGUUAUCGGCCAUCGCCGUGCGUCAUCAUUAGCUUCGUCGGCGACCGUGAGGAUAGGCCUCCGCAUAUCCAACGUGGACGACAUGCGAGCCAUCGCCGACCGCCAGACAAGGGACUCGGCAGUAGCGGAGCAAUUUGCUAUGCCUGCCAUGCCAACAAACAGUGCUAUGCGCCCUAGCCCAUUGGCAUCUUCGCGAGAUGCGAACCGAAGCUCCGCCGCCACCAACACCGACAAGGUGCUGCCUCCUGUUCCCGUGGUAGUGAGCCCUACACGCAAGCCUGCCAGUCCGACAAAGACAGUCAGCCCUCGUGGAGUUGGUUUCAACCUGCCACGGCGAGGACCUUCUCCUGUCGAGGAGACAGCUGUGCCGGCACCCUUGCGUGUUCGGGGCGGCUCAGAAAGCCGAUCGCUGACCAGUGCCUGGAUCUGA
This is a messenger RNA of Microdochium trichocladiopsis, 1875 nucleotides long. RefSeq lists its product as uncharacterized. The record is from RefSeq and is a predicted model, not a curated record. The coding region runs from base 1 to 1875 and encodes 624 amino acids. The transcript has 4 exons. Lineage: Eukaryota; Fungi; Ascomycota; Sordariomycetes; Xylariales; Microdochiaceae.